Molecule: messenger RNA, 1479 nt
Organism: Penicillium griseofulvum
Lineage: Eukaryota; Fungi; Ascomycota; Eurotiomycetes; Eurotiales; Aspergillaceae
Product: FAD-binding oxidoreductase
Exons: 3
Coding region: 1-1479 (492 amino acids)
Molecular function (GO): oxidoreductase activity; FAD binding
Source: RefSeq, a predicted model, not a curated record
AUGCUUCUUGAACUCCUUCUCCUGGCAGUAGGGGCCGUAUCGGUCCCUCUUAUUGGUUCUAAUGUGGCAUUGAAAUCAUGCUUCGAAAAUGCUCUGCCAAACUGGGGAAGUUUUGCCUUUGCCGGGGAUCCGUUCUACGACCGCAUUGUGAAUCGCUACAACCUGAACAUUCCUGUUACCCCAGCAGCGAUGACUUUUCCCACCUCUUCCCAGGAGGUCGCUGCUAUUGUCAAGUGUGCUGCAGAGCACGGAUAUCCAGUCCAGGCCAGAAGUGGAGGGCACAGCUAUGGUAACCACGGGCUUGGAGGAAUAGACGGUGCUGUUGCGAUUGAUUUGAGGUAUCUCAAGCAAUUCUCCAUGGACAAUACAACUUGGCAAGCUACAAUUGGGGCGGGGAACUUGUUGAGUGAUGUGACACAACGGCUGUAUUACGCCGGAGGACGGACUAUGUCCCAUGGAAUUUGUCCUCAAGUGGGCUCGGGGGGACAUUUCACAAUUGGUGGUCUUGGUCCGACUUCGCGUCAAUUCGGUACCGCACUUGAUCAUAUAUUGGAGGUUGAGGUGGUCCUCGCCAACUCGAGCAUUGUCAGGGCCUCAGACACGGAGAACCAUGACCUCUUUUGGGCUAUCAAAGGUGCUGCUUCGGGCUAUGGUAUCGUCACGGAGUUUAAGGUCCGAACUGAGCCUGAUCCUGGUAUUGCGGUGCAGUUUGUAUACAGCUUGCAGAUUGGCACCCCCAAGCAGCAGGCGGUCCUUUUCAAGAGCUGGCAGGCCUUUGUGUCAGACCCGAAGUUGACUCGAAAGCUGGCAUCCACGCUCACUGUACUUGAGAAGAGUAUGGCAAUUACCGGUACCUUCUUCGGCACGAAGGAAGAGUAUGAUAAGAUGAACCUCAGCAGCAGGUUCCCUGGUGCAAAUGGUAGUGCAUAUAUUUUUGAUGACUGGCUAGGUAUCGUCGCCCACUGGGCUCAGGACCUCGUUUUGAGAUUAGGCGCUGGAAUUCCAACAAAUUUCUACGCCAAGUCUACUUCUUGGACGGCCCAGACCCUUAUGACACCGGAUACUAUCGACAAAAUGUUUGAGUAUAUUGGUACUGUCGAUAAGGGAACUUUGGGCUGGUUCUUGUUGUUUGAUCUUCAGGGAGGUUACACCAACGACAUUCCCAUUAAUGCUACAUCUUACGCCCACCGUGAUGUGCUCAUCUGGCUACAGUCCUACACACUCAACUUCCUGGGACACAUCUCCCAGACUCAGAUUAACUUCCUCGAGGCGCUUGAUAAGAUUGUCACUAAUGGGAACCUUCCCCACGCUGCCUACCCGGGCUACGUUGAUCCUCGUAUGCACAACGCUCCCGAGGCAUACUGGGGUACCAACCUCCCUCGACUGCAGCAGAUCAAAUACCAAGUUGACCCAAACAAUGUGUUUCGGAAUCCACAGAGCCCAUCUCCUGUAAAGAACGGAGAAUCCUUCCUUUUGUGA